UCGGGGCAAGGCAAAUUGACAGUAUGGCGGCGGAGUGCAGCUGGAAGGAUGCUACUGUCUUCCAGGAUGUUUCUAUCGCCGGCAGCACGUAAAUGGACUAUUGACGGCCCAGAAACCAGAGGAUUCAGUGAGAACGGCCUGUCGCCCUGAGCUCUGAACAUGGCCAGGCUCGCGGACUACUUUGUUGUGGUCGGUUACGAUCUCGACAACCGAGUGGAGGGUGAGGGUCAGGGUCGCAUUCUCCAGCGGUUUCCUGAGAAAGACUGGGAGGACAGUCCGUUCCCACAAGGCAUUGAACUGUUUUGCCAGCCCAGCGGUUGGCAGCUGGUUCCAGAGCGGCAGCCGGCCUCCUUCUUCGUUGCCGUGUUGACUGACAUAAACUCGGAGCGUCACUACUGUGCCUGCUUUACUUUCUGGGAGGGCUUGGAUAGUCCACAGCUGAAGAAGGUUGAUGCUGGCGAUGCUGACGAGGCAGACGAGGAGCCAGCUGUAGUUCAGCACUCUAAACUGUUUGCACCGAAGAGCCUGGUGGUGGUUUCUCGACUUGAUUACACCGAGGCGUUCAGGAACUGCCUAGGUCUGAUCUACACCGUCCAUGUAGAUGGCCUGUCAACGCCUUUAGAAACUGUGAUCGGAAACCUGCUGACCUGUGUCAUCCCUGUUGCCGGAGGCUCCCAGAUAGAUGAGUCCCCAGUUUGUAGUUUAGACAAAGUUCCCCAGUCCCCGGCCUGUGACUGGCUGCUGGCCUGUCUCCAGCCGGGUCCAGAGGAGAGAGAGGACAGUUUGAGGACAAUAACAUUAGGCGCUGGCGACCGGCAAGUUAUCCAGACUCCCAUCAAUGAUGCUCUUCCUGUCAGCGGCAGCAGCGUGGCCCAGCUCUUUAGGCAGCUUGGUAUAGUCAACGUGUUGUACCUGUUCUGUGCUGCUCUGACGGAGCACAAGAUCCUGUUUCUGUCCAGCAGCUACCAGAGACUGACCGACGCCUGCCGAGGCCUGCUGGCCAUCAUGUUCCCCCUCAAAUACAGUUUUACUUAUGUUCCCAUUUUACCCGGGAAGCUGCUGGAGGUCCUGAGCACUCCCACCCCCUUCAUCAUUGGUGUCAAUUCCUUCUUUCGCUCUGAGACACAGGAACUGUUGGACGUAAUCAUCGCUGACCUGGAUGGAGGCACCGUUACUAUCCCUGAAUGCGUCCACAUCUCUCUGCUGCCUGAACCUCUGCUGCAGCAGACCCAGACUGCCCUCUCCAUGGUUUUGGAUCCGGAGUUGGAAUUUUCAGAUCAGGCGUUUCCCCCACAGUCCAUGAAUCCUUCUGCACUAAAGAUCCAGGAUAAGGAAAUCCGAGCCGUCUUCCUCUGGCUCUUCGCUCGACUUUUCCAAGGUUAUCGCUGGUGUUUACAUAUCAUCCGAAUUCACCCAGAACCUGUAAUCCGCUUCCAUAAGGCGGCCUUCCUGGGUCAAAGAUCCCUGACAGAGGAUGACUUCCUGAUGAAGGUGUUGGACGGGAUGGCAUUCGCAGGCUUUGUAUCAGAGAGGGGCCCACCGUACAGAGCCACCGAUCUGUUCGAUGAUCUUGUUGCCAAUCACGUGGAGCGAAUACGACAAGAAGAAGCCUGCCCACACAAAGUCAUGAAUCAUGUCAAAGAGCUGGCAGAGCAACUUUUUAAAAAUGAGAAUCCCUACCCCGCAGUUGCAAUGCACAAAGUCCAGAGGCCAUCAGAAACCAGCCAGAGUACGGACCAGAGUCGGACUCCGUUUCCUGUUCUGGAUGAUGUUGCAGUGCAGCUCUUCAUCGAUCAUGCUGUUGCCAAGCUCAAGAGUUCACCACCUGUUGUCAAAGCAGAGCUCAAGAGCAUGGUGCCGUCUGGGCCUCCUCUGGGAGACAUUGUUGACAGGAACGGUAAUGUGAUGGCUAACAGCGCUCGCAGGCUGGAGGUGGUCAGGAACUGCAUCACUUACAUCUUUGACAACAAGAUGCUGGAGGCCAAGAAGCUGAUGCCAGCUGUGCUGCGGGCAUUAAAGGGUCGCACAGCACGGGUCUGUCUGACCCAGGAGCUAAAUCAACAUGUUCUCCAGAACCGAGCUGUGCUGGACGACCAGCAGUUUGACUACAUUGUUCGCAUGAUGAACUGCACUUUACAGGACUGUUCACAUAUGGAUGAACAUGGUAUUGCAGCCACUCUGCUUCCUCUUGUCACUGCCUUCUGCAGAAAACUGGGUGCAGGCAUCACUCAGUUUGCCUACAGCUGUGUACAAGAACACAUGGUGUGGACUACCAUGCAGUUUUGGGAGGCCAUGUUCUACAGUGACGUUCAGAACCACAUCAAAGCUCUGUACAUGGAGACAGAUGAUGGAAACCAGCAGGACCAACAGGACGGGUCAGGCAACAUAAGGGAAAUCAGCGCCUUGGAGCUCGCAGCUGAGCAAAACCGUCUGUGGCCAACCCUCAGCAAAGAGAUGCAGAUGGAGCGCGUGCAGAAGGAGGAGAGCACUGUGUUCAGCCAGGCCAUCCAUUACGCCAACAGGAUGAGCUACCUCCUGCUGCCACUGGACACCAGCAAGAACCGGCUGCUGAGGAGUUCUGGCCUCGGAGACGUGGAGAGCGUCAGCAACAGCUAUGUCACCAACAGUAUUGCAGGCAGCAUGGCAGAGAGCUACGACACAGAGAGUGGCUUUGAAGACGCAGAGAGCUCGGACGUGGCCAAUUCAGUGGUGCGCUUUAUCAAUCGCUUUGUAGAUAAAGUGUGUAAUGAGAGCGGUGUGACGAACGAGCACCUGAAGGCGCUCCACACUAUGAUACCAGAUAUUGUUCAGAUGCACAUCGAGACACUGGACGCAGUCCACAGGGAGAGUAAGAGACUGCCUCCGAUCCAAAAGCCCAAGUUGCUAAGGCCAACGCUGCUGCCUGGUGAGGAGCUGGUGAUGGAUGGCAUGCGGGUCCACCUCAUCCCUGAUGGCCGCGACGAGGCCACAGGGCAGAUGGGAGGGCCACCUCUUCUUCCUGCAGAGGGCGCCAUCUUUCUUACAACCUACCGGCUUAUCUUUAAGGGCACACCAAGUGAUGCAUUAGUGGGUGAACAGAUAGUGACUCGCUCCUUCCCCAUCGCCUCUCUGACCAAGGAGAAGAGGAUCUCUGUCACUCUAACCAUGGACCAAUUUGUCCAGGAGGGCCUUCAGCUCCGAUCCUGCACCUUCCAGCUAAUGAAAAUUGCUUUUGAUGAAGAGGUGGCAUCAGACCUGGCUGAGAGUUUCAGGAAGCACUUACACAAGCUGCGCUUUCCUCAGCAUGUCCAGGGCACCUUUGCUUUCACAGUUGGUCAAAGUGGCAAGCUGGUGUUGGAGCCCAAAACCAAGGAUAAGAACCAGUCAUUAAAGACGCUUUCCAAAAACUUGGUGAAGAAUGCAAAGAGAACCAUUAGUCGUCAGUAUGUGGGCAGGAAGAAGGAGGUUCCGGCCACCUGGGAGAACAGGAGCAACUUCCAGUCGGAGCUGGAUGAAGAUGAAAUCUCAGUCUCAGAGGAAGUGGAUCAGAGUGCCCUGACUCUGUCCUCUACCAUCCGCUCUUCAGACAGACAGACUAUGAGCAACGUUGUGGAGCGCGCCUGUUGCCGUGACUACCAGCGCCUAGGUCUGGGCACGCUGAGCAACAGCCUGACACGAUCUAAGAAUGAGCCGUUCAGGAUUUCUACAGCUAAUCGCAUGUACACAGUCUGCAGGAGCUACCCCGGCCUGCUGAUCAUCCCUCAGAACAUUCCGGACUCCACCAUUCAUAGGAUCUGCCGCUGCUACAGACAGAAUCGCUUCCCUGUUGUGUGCUGGAGACACUCACGAACCAAGGCCGUCCUGCUGCGCUCUGCAGGCCUUCAUGCCAAGGGAGUCGUCAGCUUCUUCAAGUCUCCCAAUGCGCCGACUGCAGUGCCGUCUCAAGCAGACUCCACCAGCCUGGAGCAGGAGAAAUACCUCCAAGCCAUCAUCAGCUCCAUGCCCUCCUACAGUGAGAGUACCGGCAGGAACACCCUGAGUGGCUUCACAUCCACACACAUGAACACCUCUGAGUCAUCUGAUAAGCUCAGGCAGCCGAAGAUUGGAGACCUGAUGAAGCAGGUUCUGGGCAACAAGGAAGACGUCCCUGGAACCUUCAGCAGAGGAGCACUUGGUCAAAAGGCGAAAGUCAUCUCCCUCUCUCAGCCCAAAGUCUCUGGCAAAGCUAGGAACUCUCCUAGAGGUAAAUGGGGCAGCAUCCGGGGCAGUGGCCGUCUAAGUGCCUACAACCCAGACAUUGGGACACGUUUGGCUGGGAAGGAAUCUCCACAGCCCAACGGAGGGCCAAACGAUCCAUUAUUCCUGCGCCAACAGAAAGCCUACCUCUACAUCAUUGGGGACAAGGCCCAACUCAAGGGAGGAAAGCAGGACUCGUUCCAGCAGUGGGAGGUGAUCCCCAUCGAGGUGUGUGAUGUGCGGCAGGUGAAGAACAGUUUCAAGAAGCUGAUGAAAGCCUGCGUGCCGAGCUCCCAAACCACAGAGCCAAACAUGAGCUUCCUGCGCCUCCUAGAGGACUCGGAGUGGAUGACUCUGUUGCACAGAGUGCUGCAGGUGUCUGUUUUGGUGGUGGAGCUACUGGACACCGGCUCCUCGGUCAUGGUCAGCCUGGAGGAUGGCUGGGAUGUUACAACACAGGUGGUGUCCCUGGUGCAGCUGCUGUCUGACCCAUACUAUAGAACUUUUGAUGGUUUCCGACUGUUGGUAGAGAAGGAGUGGCUGUCGUUUGGCCACAGGUUCAGCCACAGGGGUGCGCAGACGCUGGGCAGCCAGAGCAGUGGUUUCACCCCCGUCUUUCUGCAGUUCCUCGACUGUGUACACCAGAUCCACCUUCAGUUCCCCAUGGAGUUUGAGUUCAGCCAGUACUACCUGAAGUUCCUGGCCUACCAUUAUAUGUCCAACCGCUUCCGCACCUUCCUGCUGGACUCGGACUAUGACCGCAUCGAGCUCGGAGUGUUGUACGAGGAGAAAAGCGACAGGAGAAAUCCUCAGGUGUGCAAGUCUGUGUGGGACUACAUCGACAGACUCAACAAGAAAGCCCCCGUCUUCUACAACUACAUGUACUCUCCAGAGGAUGAGGAGGUCCUGCGGCCAUACACUUUCAUUUCCAACCUGAAGGUGUGGGACUUCUACUUGGAGGAAACUCUGUCUGAUGGACCCCCAUACGACUGGGAGCUGAGGAGCCGGCAGGAGAGCCUGGCAGAGGAGACAGCAGAGAAAGCUGACACCGGCGCUCCAAAGUCUCAGCGGCACAUCGUGUGGCCGUGUUACGACAACCUAAGCAAAGUGAUGCCCGACGCCAUCACCAAACUGCUGCAAGAUCUGCAGAACCUGGAGGCUGAGCUCGGCCAGACAUCGGAGAAGUGGAAGGACACGUGGGACAAAAUCAAGACCACACAGAGGACUGAGACCAAACUGGAAAGCAAACCGUCAUUCUCCAGUUCUCUGUUGAUGUCCUCCAACCUAAGCCACCAGCGGCGAUCCCAGGGUGUCUGCCUGCAGGACAGCAGAGUUGGAUCUUCCAUCAAGCUGGGUCUGGACUGUGAAGCUAGUGCCACGUCCACACCUGUCGCGGGUCGGCCGAGUACCAGCACACUCUACAGCCAGUUCCAGAGCACGGAGAGCGAGAACAGGAGUUUUGAAGGCAUUUUGUACAAAAGAGGAGCAUUGCUGAAACCUUGGAAACCUAGGUGGUUUGUGCUGGAUAAGACGAAACAUGAGCUGCGAUAUUACGACAGCAGGCAGGACAAAGACUGUAAAGGUGUGAUUGAGCUGUCGGACGUGGAAUCGGUCACAGUGGGAACACCUACCAUGGGAGCACCGAAAAACGUUGAGGAGAAAGCCUUCUUUGAUCUGAAAACUUCCAAGCGCAUGUAUAACUUGUGUGCUCAGGAGAGUUCAAAUGCCCAGCUGUGGAUGGACAGUAUCCAGAGCUCCCUGUCAGACGCCUAGAGGGUUGGAGCCCGUGCUACCAGGAAACACUGGGGGGCGCUGCUGUGCCUGCAGGAGCCUCUGCUGGUUAACCUCAGCAGAACAAAGAGGGAAAGGGGCCUUUCACCACUGUUCACUAGUGUUGAACUAAUAAUCUGAUGUCACAUGUUACAGUGUUUCUAUUAUAAAAAAGAAAAAGUCCCAGAAAAGCCAACUCCCCAAGUGUCUGAUCAACAGGUGUCUCUGGGAGGUAUCCUGCAGCUUGGACCAGCAUCACCAUCCUUCCAGACCCUCCUCCUGUAAACCAACACCUGCUCCUUCUGUCCAAACCCCACUCACACUUUAAGGAGGAAUGACGGAGGAGCUGGAGGCAGCCAAGCUGCACAAUGAACUCAUUAGACUGCCCAAACUAGAAUCUCAAGGACUAACUGCUGGGUUGAUGGACCAAACCUGCCCUGAGGAGCGUCCAGUCCUCAUAAAGCUCUGCUCUCACUGCCUCACGCAGCCCGCUGACGCUCUGUUUUGGCGAGCAUGUUGCUAUAGAGACAGUAGAGCAGGAGAGCUCUGUAACGGUUCAUGAAGGAUUUGUUUUUCUUUUGGAGUUUUUUCUUUUUCUUUUUUUUUAGGAAUCAGAAGUUUGUAUCAGAAUGAGAAAACUUUGCCUGUGGCCACCUGUUCUCCACAGGAGGAGACAUCUUGUGAAAGCCAUGAUCCAGUUGUGAAGACCAAACCAGAAGAGCCAUCUGGAGAUUCAGAAUCCAUACGUGUUUACAAAGUAGACAACGGUUUCUUUACUCAGCUCCACUCAGCUCACGGCCCCGUGCUUCUAUCCAACCACUGUUACCAUGGAGAUUUUUAAGGGAUGUUGAAGGAAAAAGCAGGGAUUUCUAUUAUGUCUUCAGAACAAUCUACAGGAGGUCAGGGAGAUGGGACAUGGAGGGAUACUGUGAUAUUAUGGGAUGUGUCAGAGAUAGAUUUAGGGAUGGACACAAAUUGUUGGAAACAAGUUGUAAAAGGAAAAUUAUGUCAUUUUAUAAUUUGUUUUUUUUACCACAGUAGAAUUGUUUCCUUGCACUUCGGACCCAGUCUGACUUACACUUCCCAUUCCUUCCCAUCAGACCGACAGUUAUUCUCUGUGCUUCUCUUACUGUGUUAAAACACAAAACUGAACAAUCAGAACUCCACUAAGCGUUUGAGCUGGGAUGGAAAUAGAUGGCAUAAUUUUCCUUUAACAAAGUGAAAGUGAACCAGUGUUCCUUUGCUCCCAAGGCUUCCAUCAUGUUGGACGUGACCGUGCCAGAGCCAGUCCACAGCAGGCAAUUCUGUUUCCUUUGGAAAGACGGCCCCUUCUCCACCCACAGCCAGCCACCAACCCACACGCUCCGGCCCACAUUUGUUCAACACAACUCCCUACAUUGUAUCAUACACUUCUACUGCUGUCUGAACAUAAAAUUACAAACUGUAGUUUAUUUGUGUCUAACAACUCAUUUGUAUAUACUACUCCAGAUUUGUAUGUAACAUUUAUGGUAGUAAUUUAUUUAACAUGUCUCCUCAGUAAAGAAAAGCACCACUUUCUUUUGAAAUUAGGAAUUCAAUGUGCCAUUUAUUUCUGUAUUAAUGUGACUAAUACUUUUUUUAAUGUGCAAGUAAAUUUUAUUGCUUUUUUGUUUACACAGUCAUUAUUACUUUAUACAAAUUGUUCAUCAAGAGUGGAAGUGGUGUGUCAGUAGGAGUCUCUGGGUUUGGUUAGAUUAUACGGUCACCCACUCACAGGGUCAUCGUCAUGGAGAACGUAAAAAAAAUGUCAGACAUCAAAUCCUUCCUAGUGCUAGGUUCUGUUCUGCUGACCUGUGGCAUCAACCUUGACCUGAGAAACAUCUAGCUCUUGUUUCAGGUAUUAAAUUUUCUGACAGAAUCAGUAGCUACUUCACUGCACUAAAACAAUGUUUGUUCUAAUCAGAGAAGUAGAAAGUCCUCUCUAAAGUUUCGGAUCCGUCGAUUGGGUUCAGCUUUGUAGCUUCCUGCUGAUCCAAACUGAAACAGUCCAGCAGAUGUUGACUCAGUUUCAGGUGAGAUCACUUUGCUCUUUGUUGCAGCUGGUGCAAAAUGACAGCAGAACAGAACCCAAUACUCUGUGUAUUACCCUGUUGUAGAGCCAUAUUAGCUUCAGUCAGUCCCAAGUCAAUUUGCCUCUAGUUUACUCCUCAGACAGCUCAACUAACCACAGUCUGACAGAAUCCUUUAUUUAUAUGGUUCAUUUUUUUGUUUAGAAAUGACCUUCUGAGCCGGGAUGUCAAUCAUGUCAGUCUAGUUUUUAGAAUCCAAAUAAAUACUGUGGGUUUAAAGGUU
Molecule: messenger RNA, 8316 nt
Organism: Xiphophorus maculatus (southern platyfish)
Lineage: Eukaryota; Metazoa; Chordata; Actinopteri; Cyprinodontiformes; Poeciliidae
Gene: sbf1
Product: SET binding factor 1
Exons: 43
Coding region: 160-5988 (1942 amino acids)
Source: RefSeq, a predicted model, not a curated record